GACCAGUAGCGAAUCGAUCUCCCCGGUCGAGUUAUUCCAGUCGAGCGAUACUCUGCGCAUUUACGUCGCGCCCGCGACUUUCUUUCCGUAAGCGUCCCCGAGUACAUCGAAUCUCGUGAACUAUGUCCGAGGCAUACGUCGACGAGUACGAGCACUUCAACUACGACUACGACAAGCACAUCUUCACCUCGCACGGCGGUAAGCAGAGGAGCAAACGCGAGGCUGUCGCGCACACGAAUCACUUCGACCCGAGCGGCCAUUCCAGAAAGAUUCUCACCAAGCUGAUGAACACCGAGCACAACAAACGGCAGACGACGAGCAAGAGCAAGGCGUAAAAGAUUACGGACGUUCCUAUUCUCGCGGCCGGCGUCUUCAAGGAUCUCAUCUCACAGGGUUUUCCCACCUAAGGCGACCGGAAUAAAAAUAUAUAUAUUCUUUUGUUUUUACUAUCGAGAAUGCAUUUAGUCGUAGAUUCUUACUCAACGUAAGAUCGGCACGAUAGUUCGUACCUCUCAUCGCAUCUUUUAUUAUGUCAAAAGCACGCG
Trachymyrmex cornetzi is the source of this 545-nucleotide messenger RNA. Its product is annotated as nuclear protein 1. The transcript is spliced from 2 exons. Lineage: Eukaryota; Metazoa; Arthropoda; Insecta; Hymenoptera; Formicidae. The record is from RefSeq and is a predicted model, not a curated record. The coding region runs from base 123 to 335 and encodes 70 amino acids. Gene Ontology annotation, biological process: negative regulation of cell cycle; regulation of transcription by RNA polymerase II; negative regulation of cell population proliferation. Gene Ontology annotation, cellular component: nucleus.